AUGAUGACCACGCCUGCUAUUAUUGGGAAUAUUUUCAAAACAUUUAAACAUCAAACCAAGUUUCUUCACGAAAGAGAUCGUUUAUUUUCUGCUAGUGUAUUAUCAUCGCUGACUAGUACUCCACCACUAUCACCACUACGACCAACUACAACUCAAUCACCAUUACCUGAUUAUCUCGAUAUUGAUGCACAACAUAUUCAAGAUAUUCUCGAUACUACGGACCAGUCGAAUCUAACAACAGCUGUGCUAACGACCUCGGAUGUUACAGAUAUCGUUAAACAAAAAAGGUCGAUUCCGGAUGACUAUUCGAUACCUACAUUACCAUCAUCUCUUCAAGAAGCAAUUAGAAACGGAGAUAUGAAAAAAUUUGACAAUCAUUGUAAUCACCGGAGUAUCCAGACAAAAAAUGAUUAUACUAACGUGACAAGAGGCAUAUUAAAUCAUUUAAAAAUUCCAAUUACAAACGACAAUAUGAAUUCAUGGAAGAAUUCUAUCCAAUCAAAAAUGAAACAGCAACGCAGACCGUUGGCAACAACAAAUAGUGAAAUUAUGGAAGCGAAGAAAAAGUAUGCGCAUGAAAAAUCUGGACGACCUAUAAAGGUCAACGAAGAAAAGUAUGCUGAAAGAAGAAUUGAUCGAUUGGCUAUUAUUCAAAGCGAUAUGAACAGUGAAGAUAUCCAGAAAAGUAUCGAAUCGAUCACAAAUGAAUUAAAGAAGGAUGAACCCGAUUGGGAGAGUGUGUUGAUAGCUUGGGAAACAACACUGAAGGAGCGUCGUAUUUUUGUUGUAAGAAAUAAAAUUGGUGAUGUAUUGGAGCUGUAUUCCGGCUAUAAACACAAGGAACUGAUUUAUCAUGAAGUCAAAUUAAUUUGUGGUUUGGAUGUAUUAGAAAAAACAAGAGCAUGUAUUGAUUUAGUAUAUAAUAAAAUGAGUUCAAACGAAAAAAAGUUAUUUGUCACGGAUCCGUUACCAUUUCGUGUGAUUAAACUAUUAUGCAAACGAUUGAAUGAAUCGUGGAAACAUAUAUUGAUUCGAGA
Messenger RNA from Didymodactylos carnosus, 1037 nucleotides. The record is from the annotation of a GenBank genome assembly. Lineage: Eukaryota; Metazoa; Rotifera; Eurotatoria; Philodinida; Philodinidae.